This is a messenger RNA of Metarhizium acridum CQMa 102, 1476 nucleotides long. RefSeq lists its product as uncharacterized. Lineage: Eukaryota; Fungi; Ascomycota; Sordariomycetes; Hypocreales; Clavicipitaceae. The record is from RefSeq and is a predicted model, not a curated record.
AUGGCCUCUCCAACCCCCAGCCCAGCAGCUCCUGCGGAGCAGUCCCACGGUUCUCCUAAGCCUGUAGUUAUGAGCCUUCCUAGUCGACCCUCUAAGCCGCUGGAACCGGAGCAUAUUGUUUUGCGUGGCAUCUGCAAGUUGCUGAAUCCAAAGGACCGAUCAGUCCUCUUUGUAAUAUCAUACAUCAUGAAGGUUAGAAAAGACACGGAUGAGGGCUACCUUGUUCUGUCUAGCUCGGGCAAAGAAGACAGGAUUCAUAAUGUCUUAGAGCUCUUGGCCCCGGAUACAAGGGAUGAUUGUUGCCGUGUGUGCUCUAGGGCUGAGAAGAACGGCUUCGCGUAUAUUUUGCAGUUUCCUAAUAUCCCUGAUGCUCACAAGUUCAAGAUUUACCUUGAGAGUCUUCAGCAAGCAGCCGCUCGCGAAGCUAGUAUGGAACAAAAAAAAGCCGUCCAAGGUCCCAUGGCUGCCGAAGCUGCACAGGAACCUCCCUCUUCGCCCACUACAUCACAUCCUGUCAUUGAUUCACCAUCUCUUUCAGCUACCUUAGAGACGACGGACCCGGUACGACCAGCGGUGGACACACCUCCGUUUACCGUUUCGACAUCUGCCAAACAUUCCAAUGCCAAAGGAGGAGAGGAUAGCAUGGAACUGGUAGAUUUAGAACCUCCGUCUUGCUCUAGAGCAGCGGCGAGAGAGUUCAUUAUCGAGGACGCGGCUGAGAAACUCGUCGGGCUAAUCGACAAGAUUCUACCUGAAGCUGCUGAAGCCGGCUUAAUACUCUCGGAUGACACGGUAGCCCAUAUACAAGAGGUUGCUAUUGAUGAUUGGCUUAACAGAGGGUUCCUCGCGUCGGAGACUGAUGACAUGAAAACUGAUCUUCUCGAACUUCUCUGCAUUCUGGUGCGAAUUAAGCGCAAAGCGGAGUCCCGAAGGCAGGCACGGCCUGUGAUCCAAUCUCUUCAAGGCUUUGACAUGGAGUCACGGCCAAACCGCAUCACUUAUAGUGCAUCACAACUGGAGUACCUUAACACAGCCCAGUCUCAGCAAUCUCUUCAAGGCCUCGACAGAGAGGCAAGACCAAGUCGUAUUCAGUAUAAUGCAGCAGAAUUGGAGAUGAUUAAUGCAACGCAACCCCAAGAGACCCUGAGGGGGAAAUGCACAAAAAACACAGAGUUGGAACUUGAGCGAAUUGGGGGUGCGAAAGUCAAUGCCCCGGCGGCUUUGGCCACAAACGUUAUAACGCCACGCCGAACUCCCAAAGUCACGAGCUCCCCUGCAGCUUCUGUGGCCAACUUUUCCAAGUACAAGGACUGGCUGGGCGAAAAGCCCGGUGAAGUCGUAGCUUCUCCCAAGUCUACAGGAGAGGCGGCAAGUUCAGGGCAAUCGCCACACAUGACUACUAACGGCGCUACUGCUUCACGCAAGGAACAGUCAUCUACCUCGGGACUGGGUACAUCGCGAUGGGCUCGUAAUUAA